Molecule: messenger RNA, 4000 nt
Organism: Nomascus leucogenys (northern white-cheeked gibbon)
Lineage: Eukaryota; Metazoa; Chordata; Mammalia; Primates; Hylobatidae
Gene: CAMK2G
Product: calcium/calmodulin dependent protein kinase II gamma
Exons: 22
Coding region: 1005-1985 (326 amino acids)
Biological process (GO): protein phosphorylation
Cellular component (GO): cytoplasm; neuron projection
Molecular function (GO): calcium/calmodulin-dependent protein kinase activity; ATP binding; calmodulin binding
Source: RefSeq, a predicted model, not a curated record
GCAAGCUCCCAUUUGGGGGGGACGUCAAGGAAAAUAGAAUGGGAAGGGGAGUUCUUGAUGUCUGACUGUGUCCUGUCUUCCCUUACUGUCAGUUGAGCCGGGAUGCAGUGAGAUGAAGCCGGCUGUGGGGGGGGGGCUUGAGUCUCACUUUGCCCCAUGUUUGAGGGAGAUUUCUCUUUCAGGGGAUGAUAGCCUCUUUUUAAUCUUUCCUUCCCCGACCCUCAACUGUUCCUGCUGAGAGAAGGGCAGGGUCUCUCUGCUCCCUUCUGCCCUGGUUCUCUUGACCAGGACCCCAGGGCUAUCUGAGAUGCAGCAGGGGUGCUUUCUCUGUGGUCCGCAGGUGUGUGAAGAAAACGUCCACGCAGGAGUACGCAGCAAAAAUCAUCAAUACCAAGAAGUUGUCUGCCCGGGAUCACCAGAAACUAGAACGUGAGGCUCGGAUAUGUCGACUUCUGAAACAUCCAAACAUCGUGCGCCUCCAUGACAGUAUUUCUGAAGAAGGGUUUCACUACCUCGUGUUUGACCUUGUUACCGGCGGGGAGCUGUUUGAAGACAUUGUGGCCAGAGAGUACUACAGUGAAGCAGAUGCCAGCCACUGUAUACAUCAGAUUCUGGAGAGUGUUAACCACAUCCACCAGCAUGACAUCGUCCACAGGGACCUGAAGCCUGAGAACCUUCUGUUGGCGAGUAAAUGCAAGGGUGCCGCUGUCAAGCUGGCUGAUUUUGGCCUAGCCAUCGAAGUACAGGGAGAGCAGCAGGCUUGGUUUGGUUUUGCUGGCACCCCAGGUUACUUGUCCCCUGAGGUCUUGAGGAAAGAUCCCUAUGGAAAGCCUGUGGAUAUCUGGGCCUGCGGGGUCAUCCUGUAUAUCCUCCUCGUGGGCUAUCCUCCCUUCUGGGAUGAGGAUCAGCACAAGCUGUAUCAGCAGAUCAAGGCUGGAGCCUAUGAUUUCCCAUCACCAGAAUGGGAUACGGUAACUCCUGAAGCCAAGAACUUGAUCAACCAGAUGCUGACCAUAAACCCAGCAAAGCGCAUCACAGCUGACCAGGCUCUCAAGCACCCGUGGGUCUGUCAACGAUCCACGGUGGCAUCCAUGAUGCAUCGUCAGGAGACUGUGGAGUGUUUGCGCAAGUUCAACGCCCGGAGAAAACUGAAGGGUGCCAUCCUCACGACCAUGCUUGUCUCCAGGAACUUCUCAGUUGGCAGGCAGAGCUCCGCCCCCGCCUCGCCUGCCGCGAGCGCCGCCGGCCUGGCCGGGCAAGCUGCCAAAAGUCUAUUGAACAAGAAGUCGGAUGGCGGUGUCAAGCCACAGAGCAACAACAAAAACAGUCUCGUAAGCCCAGCCCAAGAGCCCGCGCCCUUGCAGACGGCCAUGGAGCCACAAACCACUGUGGUACACAACGCUACAGAUGGGAUCAAGGGCUCCACAGAGAGCUGCAACACCACCACAGAAGAUGAGGACCUCAAAGCUGCCCCGCUCCGCACUGGGAAUGGCAGCUCGGUGCCUGAAGGACGGAGCUCCCGGGACAGAACAGCCCCCUCUCCAGGCAUGCAGCCCCAGCCUUCUCUCUGCUCCUCAGCCAUGCGAAAACAGGAGAUCAUUAAGAUUACAGAACAGCUGAUUGAAGCCAUCAACAAUGGGGACUUUGAGGCCUACACGAAGAUUUGUGAUCCAGGCCUCACUUCCUUUGAGCCUGAGGCCCUUGGUAACCUCGUGGAGGGGAUGGAUUUCCAUAAGUUUUACUUUGAGAAUCUCCUGUCCAAGAACAGCAAGCCUAUCCAUACCACCAUCCUAAACCCACAUGUCCACGUGAUUGGGGAGGACGCAGCAUGCAUCGCCUACAUCCGCCUCACCCAGUACAUCGACGGGCAGGGUCGGCCUCGCACCAGCCAGUCAGAAGAGACCCGGGUCUGGCACCGUCGGGAUGGCAAGUGGCUCAAUGUCCACUAUCACUGCUCAGGGGCCCCUGCCGCACCGCUGCAGUGAGCUCAGCCACAGGGGCAUUAGGAGAUUCCAGCCGGAGGUCGAACCUUCGCAGCCAGUGGCUCUGGAGGGCCUGAGUGACAGCGGCAGUCCUGUUUGUUUGAGGUUUAAAACAAUUCAAUUACAAAAGCGGCAGCAGCCAAUGCACGCCCCUGCAUGCAGCCCUCCCGCCCGCCCUUCGUGUCUGUCUCUGCUGUACCGAGGUGUUUUUUACAUUUAAGAAAAAAAAAAAGAAAAAAAGAUUGUUUUAAAAAAAAGGAAUCCGUACCAUGAUGCGUUUUAAAACCACCGACAGCCCUUGGGUUGGCAAGAAGGCAGGAGUAUGUAUGAGGUCCAUCCUGGCAUGAGCAGCGGCUCACCCACCGGCCUUGAAGAGGUGAGCUUGACCUCUCUGGUCCCCAUGGACUCAGGGGGACCAGGCAAGAACUCUGACAGAGCUUUGGGGGCCGUGAUGUGAUUGCAGCUCCUGAGGUGGCCUGCUUACCCCAGGUCUAGGAAUGGACUUCUUUGGAACUUGCAUAGUCGCCUAGAAUGGGGCUGAUGAGAACAUCGUGACCAUCAGACCUACUUGGGAGAGAACGCAGAGCUCCCAGCCUGCUGUGGAAGCAGCUGAGAAGUGGUGGCCUCAGGACUGAGGGCCCGGACGUUGCUGUACUGUCUUGUUUAGUGUAGAAGGGAAGAGAAUUGGUGCUGCAGAAGUGUACCCGCCAUGAAGCCGAUGAGAAACCUCGUGUUAGUCUGACAUGCACUCACUCAUCCAUUUCUAUAGGAUGCACAAUGCAUGUGGGCCCUGAUAUUGAGGCCUUAUCCCUGCAGCUAGGAGGGGGAGGGGUUGUUGCUGCUUUGCUUCGUGUUUUCUUCUAACUCGGCAAGGAGAGAGCCGGGCCCUGGUCAGGGCUCCCGUGCCGCCUUUGGCGGUUCUGUUUCUGUGCUGAUCUGGACCAUCUUUGUCUUGCCUUUUCACGGUAGUGGUCCCCAUGCUGACCCUCAUCUGGGCCUGGGCCCUCUGCCAAGUGCCCCUGUGGGAUGGGAGGAGUGAGGCAGUGGGAGGAGAAGUGGUGGUCGUUUCUAUGCACUCAGGCUGCCUUUGGGGCUGCCUCCCUUCUUACUCUUCCUUGCUGCACGUCCAUCUCUUUCCCUGUCUUUGAGAUUGACCUGACUGCUCUGGCAAGAAGAAGAGGUGUCCUUACAGAGGCCUCUUUACUGACCAACUGAAGUAUAGACUUACUGCUGGACAAUCUGCAUGGGCAUCACCCCUCCCCGCAUGUAACCCAAAAGAGGUGUCCAGAGCCAAGGCUUCUACCUUCAUUGUCCCUCUCUGUGCUCAAGGAGUUCCAUUCCAGGAGGAAGAGAUCUAUACCCUAAGCAGAUAGCAAAGAAGAUAAUGGAGGAGCAAUUGGUCAUGGCCUUGGUUUCCCUCAAAACAACGCUGCAGAUUUAUCUGCACAGACAUCUCCACUUUGGGGGGAAAGGUGGGUAGAUUCCAGUUCCCUGGACUACCUUCAGGAGGCACGAGAGCUGGGAGAAGAGGCAAAGCUACAGGUUUACUUGGGAGCCAGCUGAGAAGAGAGCAGACUCACAGGUGCUGGUGCUUGGAUUUAGCCAGGCUCCUCCGAGCACCUCAUGCAUGUCCCAGCCCCUGGGCCCUAGCCCUUUCCUGCCCUGCAGUCUGCAGUGCCAGCACGCAGAUCCCUUCACCGCAGGGUUUCGUUUUGCUGGCUUGAAGACAAAUGGUCUUAGAAUUCAUUGAGACCCAUAGCUUCAUAUGGCUGCUCCAGCCCCACUUCUUAGCAUUCUUACUCCUCUUCUGGGGCUAAUGUCAGCAUCUAUAGACAAUAGACUAUUAAAAAAUCACCUUUUAAACAAGAAAUGGAAGGCAUUUGAUGCAGAAUUUUUGCAUGACAACAUAGAAAUAAUUUAAAAAUAGUGUUUGUUCUGAAUGUUGGUAGACCCUUCAUAGCUUUGUUACAAUGAAACCUUGAACUGAAGAUAUUUAAUAAAAUAACCUUUAAACAGUC